AAUUUUGGGGGUUUGUGAAAAAGAGAGGAAUGCUUGUUACCUACUCUUAUUAACUUCUCUCAUUCUCUCUCUCUCUUCUCUACACACUUACAACAGUCUCUCUAAUCAAAUUGAGACACACACAUAGAAAGAGAGAUUUGACAAAAAGAAACUUAUUAAAGUCUUCUUAGGUUUCUUGCUUGCUUUUUGUUCUGUUCUUGUUCUCUUUGGCAACAAAAAAUGCAGAACAAACACAAAUGCAAGCUUUGUUCCAAGAGUUUCUGUAAUGGCAGAGCACUUGGUGGUCACAUGAAGUCGCACUUGGUCUCAUCCCAACCGUCCACUCGCAAGAAACUCGCUGACUCGGUCCAUUCAUCUUCUUGCUCUUCCUCCGACGGUAAAUCUCUCGUCUACGGGCUGCGUGAGAACCCGAGGAAGAGUUUCCGGGUCUUUAACCCGGAUCCUGAGUCUUCCACCGUUUACAACAGUGAGACAGAGACCGAACCUGAGUCCGGAUCCCCGGUAAAGAAACGGGUCAGAGCGGAGGUUUCAAAGAAGAAGAAGAAGAAGAAAAAGAGUAGUAAGAGAGUUUGUGAGAACUCGAAGAAGCAGAAGACGAGCCACGAGUCACCAGAACCGGCGAGUUCUGUCUCUGAUGGUUCUCCGGAACAAGAUUUAGCUAUGUGUUUGAUGAUGCUGUCAAGAGAUUCAAGAGAGCUUGAGAUUAAACCGGUUUUUGCAUCGGAGGUAGUAGAAGAGACAAAGCCGGAAAAAAUACAUUUCCCGGAGCUCCGCCGCUGUAUGAUAGAUCUGAAUCUUCCUCCACCACAAGAAACCGAAGCUGUCACCGUCGUUUCAGCCAUAUAAAGGUUUCAAGAGAUUAGAUAACAUCGAAAAUCAAAGAAUCUUGAUGGUUUGGUUUGUCUUCAAGAUUAUUAUUAUUCUUUAUUAGGAAAAAAGAAAAAACCGUUUACUGGUUUUGGAACCUUUGGAAUGAUAUUAUCAAACAAUGUACUUUUGAUGUAAGACAACAACAAAAAGAAGCAAGCUCUGUUUCAAGUUUUCUUAACAAUUUGAGCUUUUCUUGAAAUAUUCGGGGUCAUGGAUGAUUCUUGAUUGUUUGUUGGAUCUUUGUUAUGUCGUUUUGAUAUUUGGAAUUCUUGAGAUGAUUCUUUUGCAUGA
Camelina sativa (false flax) is the source of this 1161-nucleotide messenger RNA. RefSeq names its product zinc finger protein ZAT9-like. Gene Ontology annotation, biological process: regulation of DNA-templated transcription. The record is from RefSeq and is a predicted model, not a curated record. Lineage: Eukaryota; Viridiplantae; Streptophyta; Magnoliopsida; Brassicales; Brassicaceae.